ACUCAAUCUGCCUUUUGACCAAUUUUCUCGUUUCACCACCGGGACAGGAAGAAAUAAGAAAGAAAAAACCCCCCAAAAAACAGCUCCUGAUCCGGUGCCAUGAAGCACAUUACAGCACUCAGCCUUCCUCCUGACUGGCAAGGUUCCCUUUGGAGACUCCAGAACAGCAAAGUCAUCAAAUUUGCGAAGGGGCAGGGGGAAGCUCAGCUGCCUGGCACACUGUCCCUCCUGCUGAAUGCGCCAGACGAGCACUGGGGCUCCACUUGGCCGCGCGCGCUCCGACGCACAGACGCGAGCAUCUCGCUGUGGCCGCAGUUGGAGGGCGACAGAAGACCACCCGCACGGGGAGGGGAGGACACAGAGGAAGUGCUGUUGGCUUUUAAAAUAUAUAGAGAGAGAUAGAUUACCAGAAACGGGAGCGGACACUUUUGUGGAGGAGGAGGUGGGGGGAUUAUCUUGGAUCCGUUGUGCACAGCGCAGCGCGCACUGCUGCGUCUUUUCUUCUUCUUCUUCUUCUACAAAAAUGGAUUUCACCACAGUGGACGUACCCUGGGACUCGAACUACUGCUGUUAAGUUGCUUUUAGUCGGCACGUUUCAUUCUGACACGUUUUUAAUGUUUCACACGAAGACCAUGGUCCUCCUCGCGGUGCUGUACGUCCUGCUGCCUCUUUUGGAUGUGUUGUGCCGCGCCGAGGAGAGCCUGCGCGCGCGGCUGGACUGCGUGCGCGCCAGCGAGCAGUGCCUGAGGGAGCAGGCGUGCAGCUCCAAGUACCGCACGAUGCGGCAGUGCGCGGCCGGCGGCGGCAAGGAGAGCAACUUCAGCAUGCAGGUGGCGGGACUGGAGGCCCGGGACGAGUGCCGGAGCGCCGUGGACGCGCUCAAGCAGAGUCCGCUGUACAACUGCCGCUGCAAGCGGGGCAUGAAGAAGGAGAAGAACUGCCUGCGCAUCUACUGGGGCAUCUACCAGACGCUGCAAGGUAACGACUUCCUGGAGGAUUCUCCGUACGAACCCGUGAACAGUCGUCUGUCGGACAUCUUCCGCCUGGCUCCCAUCAUAGAGGGUGGAGAACCUCGGAGCGGCUCCGCAACCUCGGCUCCAGGCAGGGGGGGCGGGAGCCCCUCCUCCACGGACCUUCAGGAUCCCAGUAGAAACAGGAGGGCUCAUCCCAAUUGGGCCAUACUGGGCGAGCCUGCGGUGGCCAGAGAGAACAACUGUCUGAACGCGGCCAAGGCGUGCAACCUGAACGACACGUGUAAGAAGUACCGCUCGUCCUACAUCAGCCCGUGCACCAGCCGCGUCUCCACCGCCGAGGUCUGCAACAAGAGGAAGUGUCACAAGGCCCUGCGGCAGUUCUUCGACAAGGUUCCCCCCAAGCACAGCUACGGCAUGUUGUACUGCUCGUGUCCGAUCAGCGACCAGACGGCUUGUUCCGAACGCCGCCGCCAGACCAUCGUCCCCGUCUGCUCGUACGAAGAGAAGCAGAAACCCAACUGUCUGGAGCUGCAGGCCUCCUGCAGGACCAACUACAUCUGCAGGUCACGACUGGCCGACUUCUUCGUCAACUGCCAGUCGGAGCCUCGCUCGCUGUCGGGCUGUCUGAAGGAGAACUACGCCGACUGCCUCCUGUCGUACUCGGGUCUGAUCGGUACGGUGAUGACGCCCAACUACCUGCGCUCGCCCAAGAUCAGCGUGUCUCCGUACUGCGACUGCAGCAGCAGCGGCAACAACAAGGACGAGUGCGACAAGUUCACCGAGUUCUUCACCGAGAACACCUGCCUCCGGAACGCCAUCCAGGCCUUUGGGAACGGGACGGACGUGGGAGUGUGGCAGCCGAUGUCCCCCGUCCAGACCACCGCCUCCACCACCACCCACUACCAGAAGAACCGCGAACGCAACCCCAACACCAUCGACAACCGCAUCAACACGGACCCGGGCAUCUACCACUUCUGUGGCAGCCUGCAGGCUCAGAAGUUGAAGUCCAACUCGUCUGUCGACGGCGUCUUCUGUGUGGACCCUCAGAUCGACGGUCCCAGUACAUCCAACGCCAUCCUGAGAGACUCGGCCGUCUCCCGGCGGCCUGCGGGCCUGGCCUCGCUGCUGCCCCCGCUGCUCUGGCUGUGGUACUGCAGCCUCUCCUCCUCCUCGCCGGGCGACUUGUAGCCCACGAGCUACAACGGACUGACAAACACACAUUUGUAUAAAAAGAAAUGAAAUGCUUUUCUUCUCAGUAAAACCUGUUGUACUUUUA
This is a messenger RNA of Scophthalmus maximus (turbot), 2250 nucleotides long. RefSeq names its product gdnf family receptor alpha 1a (gene gfra1a). NCBI's taxonomy places the organism in Eukaryota, Metazoa, Chordata, Actinopteri, Pleuronectiformes, Scophthalmidae. The transcript has 13 exons. Gene Ontology annotation, molecular function: signaling receptor activity. Gene Ontology annotation, biological process: nervous system development. The coding region runs from base 615 to 2162 and encodes 515 amino acids. Gene Ontology annotation, cellular component: signaling receptor complex; external side of plasma membrane. The record is from RefSeq and is a predicted model, not a curated record.